AUGGAGAAAUACCGUCUUCUCAGAGGACUCCCUCAAGAUCGUCCCUGCAAGCUCCUUCUGCCUCUAUCCUUUGGCCUCUCUUCCUCCGUCCUGCUGCACAUGUUGCAUCGCCAGAUAGAGGUCCAGCGCUCCAAGCCACACGCCCCUCCUGGAUACACCCUUCAUGUCCUGAUCAUAGAGCCUUCGACGAUUUCUCCUUCAGUUCCUCCCCAUGAUGAAGGGUUCGAACUGGUGCAAGAGACUUUUCCUUUGUGCUCUUUCACUCGGUUGCCUCUUGAGGCCAUCUUCGACCUCGUUCCAGACGUCCACAGAGUAUUGUCUGAAUAUGCCGGAAAACAGUUCUCCGAUGAUGCCUCAUUGUCGAACAAAGAACGCCUGGACGCCUUUCGCUCUUCGAUCUCCACUGCCACCUCCAGGACCGAUGUCGACAAUACUCUGAUGAACAGGCUUACUGUCGCCUUUGCCAAGAAGCUGGGCUGUUACGGAAUUGUAUGGGGAGAUACAAACGGUAGGCUCGCUGCAAAGGCACUCGCCAAUGUCGCCAAAGGGCGCGGUGCUUCUGUGACGUGGCAGGUGGCCGACGGGAUGUCUCCAUGGGGCUUAGAAUUCAUCUUCCCGCUACGCGAUUUAUUCAAAACAGAAGUGCAACCUUACGCGGGACUUACACCGGAGCUCGCCAGAAUCAUUAUAUCAGACGAACCGCCUUCGGAGAACACCUUGACAAAGAAUCUGUCUAUUGACGAGUUGAUGAUGAGAUAUGUCCAAACACAGGGCGAGAAAUAUCCAGGAAUCAUGACGAACGUCACAAAGACUGCAAACAAGCUGCAAUCGCCCCAGAACGCUGCCGAUAUGCCCCAGUGUGCCCUUUGCCAGUCUUUUCUUUUUCGACCAGACAGUUCCGUUGGUGGCGCUGCAGCUGCUAGUGUAUCUGAAGGCGUUCCAUCACCGCGGUUCUGCUAUGCAUGCGAGCGUUCCCGCCCAGAUCUGAGCUGCUGA
Messenger RNA from Aspergillus terreus NIH2624, 996 nucleotides. RefSeq lists its product as uncharacterized. The transcript has a single exon. Gene Ontology annotation, cellular component: cytosol. Bases 1 to 996 code for a protein of 331 amino acids. The record is from RefSeq and is a predicted model, not a curated record. Lineage: Eukaryota; Fungi; Ascomycota; Eurotiomycetes; Eurotiales; Aspergillaceae. Gene Ontology annotation, biological process: tRNA wobble position uridine thiolation. Gene Ontology annotation, molecular function: tRNA binding; sulfurtransferase activity.